Lepisosteus oculatus (spotted gar) is the source of this 1367-nucleotide messenger RNA. The record is from RefSeq and is a predicted model, not a curated record. Lineage: Eukaryota; Metazoa; Chordata; Actinopteri; Semionotiformes; Lepisosteidae.
AUGGACUGGUGUGUCACCCCAAACCCCAGCAACCCCUUCAGGGGUGUCCAGGCCUGGUCUCGGGGUGCCAGUGUCAAGCCGAAGGCCGAGGGCCCGGCGGGCCCUGCCCCCAGCGCGGCGGAGCGCGACCCGCCCCCUGCAGUUCCUGUCACACGGGGGGAGAGGAGAGCGUGUGGGCGAGAGCCGUGGCUCUUUUUUUCAACCUCCAGGGCACAGGAUGCAACUGACCUCCUGGCUGAGGACCUCGUGCUGGUGGAGCAGAGGGUGGAGCCAGCCAAGAAGGCCUUCCAGAUCCUUUCCAAGAAGCUGACUGGCUGCUUGCAGAGCCAGCCGGGACCGGACAUGGAUAAGCGUCUGAAAAAGAUCCCUCUGAUGAUGCUGUCUGUCAGCAUGGCGGAGAGCUUUAAGGACUUCGACGGGGAUUCAAGUAUAAGGAGGGUGCUGGAGAUGUGCUGCUUCACUGAGAACAGGCUGGCCAGGAUGCUGGCCGAUUUCGAGGUCCAGAUGGAGAAGGAGGUGCUGGAACCCCUGAAUAAACUCAGUGAGGAGGACCUGCCUGCUAUCCUGAGGAACAAGAAACAGUUUGCCAAGCUGACCACUGACUGGAACACUGCCCGCAACAGGCAGACUCAGGGCAGCUCCGGUGCCCAGGCGAAGCAGGAGGGGCUGAGGGAAGAGGUGGAAGAUGCCUGGAGGAAGCUGGAGAUAAUCAAAGACCAGUACUCCGCCGAUCUCUACCACUUCGCCACCAAGGAGGAUGACUACGCCAGCUACUUCACCCGGCUCCUGGAACUGCAGGCCGAAUACCACAAGCAGUCCUUCAGCAUUCUGGAGCCCAUGAUAUCAGAGCUGAAGGAGAACAAUCACCACACUGUGCCUUCGAUGAGCAGUGGCCGAGCGAAGUGUCUGUCGGCGAUGUGUUGUCCGUGUGUCGGCGAUGUCCAGGGUCUGUUCCGGUUGGCGGCAGCAGCCUCAGUGGUGAAGAAGCUGAAGUCCAGUCUGGACAGUGGGAAUGCUGACCACAGCGAGUUCUGCACUGACCCCCACGCAGUGGCAGGUGCUCUGAAGUCCUACCUGAGGGAGCUGCCGCAGCCUCUGAUGACCUUUGAACUCUACAGUGAUUGGUUCGAGGCAGCUGGGGAGAAGAACGUUUCUGUCAGGCUCGACAGGCUCAGAGAGGUGUGUGGCAGACUGCCCCCCGAGAACUACAACAACCUGCGGUACCUGGUGAAGUUCCUGGCCAAGCUGGCCGAGCACCAGGAGGUCAACAAGAUGACCCCCAGCAACAUCGCCAUCGUGCUGGGGCCCAACCUGCUGUGGCCCCGCAGCGAGGGGUAGGGCAGCCCUCUGUCAGUGUGUGUGCGUGA